AUGUGGUUUGGAGUUAUAUUGUUUCUCGCCCCACUCGUCUUGAGUCUUCCACAAUCUUCCAGGACGGAUCCUAGUCCUAGAGGAACUACCGUGACCAAUGACCCAUCUAUCUUUACGCUCGACCCUGAUUUCUUGAUCACUGAAAUACCGCAAAUCAGAGAAUGGUUUUGGACUAUUGAAGCUGCUACUGGAGCUCCUGAUGGUUAUCAACGUCAGAUGUUCACAGUCAACAAAAUGUUUCCAGGACCUUUGAUCGAGGCCAAUGAGGGAGAUACGAUCUGGGUUCAUGUGACGAAUAAACUUGAUAUUGGUCAGACGAUCCAUUGGCACGGCAUGUUACAGAAUGGUACGCAGUAUAACGACGGUGUACCUGGUUUUUCUCAAUGUCCUAUUCCCCCAGGUCAAACGUAUACCUAUCAAUUCACGAUCAACAAUCAAUACGGUACAUAUUGGUGGCAUUCACAUUAUGCCAACACUUUGGCCGAUGGAAUAGUUGGCGGACUGAUCGUUCAUUCUGUCCACGAUCCCCUCAAACUCGGACAGGAUUUCGAUGAAGAGCGUAUCAUCUACCUAUCCGACUGGGUACAUGAACAAUCUCAAGUCAUCGUGGCUGACUUGCUAUCGGGAGGAUACAAAGGAUCUGUGGCGCCACCACCGGUAGACAGCGUUCUUAUCAACGGUCAGGGUCGAUUUAAUUGCUCUACUGUGACGGAUGGUACACCUUGCUCUGAUUUACCUUAUCCAGAGAUUCAUGUGCCAAGUAAUAAACGAAUCAGAUUUCGUAUAAUCCACACUGGAGCGCACGAAUCUUUCCGCUUGUCGAUAGACAACCACCAGUUACUCGUAGUGGAAGCCGAUGAUUGUCCCGUAUACGGUCCGACAGUAAACGAAAUCAUUAUUCACCCAGCUCAACGAUACUCCUUCAUCGUCAACACAACUUCAGGAUCCAACGGAGAUGCCUUUUGGUUACGGAGCAACGUGGCCUUGUCCUGUUUGGGCUCAACACAACCUCAAGCGGGACUCGCUGUAUUUAGAUAUGUCGAUGAUGUGAGUUCAGCCACGACUUCCGAGCCGACCACUGAACCUUGGGAUGAUUUGGCAAAUGCUACGGCUCCUUGUGUCGAUAUGGACCAGCUAUAUUCUUUAACACCUAGAGUUGCGGAAGAUGCUCCAACGUCAGUGUCACAGACAAAUGUCCUAUCGAGCGUCUUUGGGACGUUUAGUGAUGUCAACGGACAUGCGUUCUCCGGUUUUGCCAUGAACGGUAUCACCUACCAAAACCAAAUCAAUUACCCUCUGUUACAACAAGUCGAGGAAGACGUACCGAUCAACAGUUCGUUGGUCGCCAACGUCGCUUUUGACGGUAUCGGCGGAGGAGAUCUUAUCAUCAACAAUCUAGAUGGCUUCAUCUCCCAUCCUUAUCAUCUGCAUGGACGACCAUUCUUCCUCGUCGCUCGUGGCAGCGGCACUAUGGAUGCAGAAGGUCUUUCCAACGUUCAAGUGAACACCAACAACCCGUUGAGAAGGGACACGUUGCUCAUCCCCGGCGGAGACUGGGCAGUUUUAAGAUUGUUAAUGGAUGAUCCUGGUGUAUGGCCUUUACAUUGUCAUAUCGGUUGGCAUAUGUCUCAAGGGAAGUUGGCAGCUGUGGUGAUUCGACCAGAUGUUAUCAAGGAGAUUGACCGGCCGUCCGCAUGGCUCGACCUUUGUAAAGGAACAGACCGGAACGCCAUCGGUCCAGCUUAG
This is a messenger RNA of Tremella mesenterica DSM 1558, 1746 nucleotides long. RefSeq names its product multi-copper oxidase laccase-like protein (gene Tmmco2). Gene Ontology annotation, molecular function: copper ion binding; oxidoreductase activity. The transcript has 19 exons. NCBI's taxonomy places the organism in Eukaryota, Fungi, Basidiomycota, Tremellomycetes, Tremellales, Tremellaceae. Bases 1 to 1746 code for a protein of 581 amino acids. The record is from RefSeq and is a predicted model, not a curated record.